This is a messenger RNA of Budorcas taxicolor (takin), 651 nucleotides long. RefSeq names its product transcription elongation factor A like 3 (gene TCEAL3). The record is from RefSeq and is a predicted model, not a curated record. NCBI's taxonomy places the organism in Eukaryota, Metazoa, Chordata, Mammalia, Artiodactyla, Bovidae.
AUGAAUGUGGAGAACAGCGAAGCGACAGGAAGGGGAGGGGACAUCUCAACAUGGAAAAACUGCAAUGAAAAUCAAGGAAAGUUGGAAAGUGAGGGAAAGCCAGAAGAUGAAGUAGAGCCUGAAAAUGAAGGAAAGUCAAAUGAGAAAGAAAAGCCAGAAGUGGUGGGGAAGUCAGAACAGGAAUGAGAGCUCCAGAAUGAGGGACAGCCAGACGAUGGGAGACAACCCGCACAUGAGGGACAACCAGCAGAUGAGGGGAAGCAAGAAAAGCAGGGCAAGUUCGAAGCUGAGGGAAACCCACUCAAGGGAAAGCCAGGGUCCCAGGCAAAGUCAGAGAGCCAGUCGCGUGCUGCCAAAAAGUGCCCUGCUGAAGAUUAUGUGCCCCAGAAGGCAAAAAGAAAAAAGGAGGAUUCCCCCAAGGACUAUCAGGACAACUUACAGGAAAGGCAUCUGGAGGAGAUACUGAGAGAAUGUGGAGAUCUGUCAAUGGCUCAGCUUGAAGAGCUAAGGAAAAGACAGAAAUUGGGUGGAUUUCAUUGGAUACAAAGAAAUGUACAGGAUCCAUUCACCCCAAGGGGGCAACGGGGUGUCAAGGGAACGAGGGGAGGAGGGAGGAGCCAAAGGGGCAUACAUGAUAUCCCAUAUCUUUAA